Molecule: messenger RNA, 1583 nt
Organism: Melitaea cinxia (Glanville fritillary)
Lineage: Eukaryota; Metazoa; Arthropoda; Insecta; Lepidoptera; Nymphalidae
Gene: Naa60
Product: N-alpha-acetyltransferase 60
Exons: 6
Coding region: 1-786 (261 amino acids)
Biological process (GO): N-terminal peptidyl-methionine acetylation
Cellular component (GO): Golgi membrane
Molecular function (GO): protein-N-terminal amino-acid acetyltransferase activity; histone acetyltransferase activity
Source: RefSeq, a predicted model, not a curated record
AUGGCUGGAUUUAGCUGGUACCUGUCUGAAGGCUUCCAGGUAAUAAUUGAGAAGUCAAAAGAAGCAAAAUGUUCGUUGAAAGAUGUACAGUUACGUUUCUUGUGUCCUGAAGAUUUAGAGGAGGUAAGAUCCUUAUGCAGAGACUGGUUCCCCAUUGAGUACCCACAAUCCUGGUAUGAGGACAUCACAUCAUCUGAGAGGUUUUUUGCACUGGCUGCUGUACAUAAAAGCCAAAUAAUUGGACUUAUAGUUGCUGAAAUUAAACCAUAUCUCAAACUUAACGCAGAAGACAGAGGUAUACUCUCAAGAUGGUUUGCCUCAAAAGAUACACUUGUUGCAUAUAUACUAUCUUUAGGUGUGGUACGUUCGUAUCGUCGGUCAGGAGUGGCUACCAUGCUAUUGGAUGUUCUUAUAAACCACUUAGCUGGCCCUGUGCCUCAGCCACCUCACGAACAUCGUGUUAAAGCUAUAUUUCUUCACGUACUGACUACAAACAAUGAGGCUAUUUUGUUUUACGAAAAAAGAAGAUUUAGAUUACACUCUUUCCUACCGUACUAUUAUUCAAUUAAGGGUCGUUGCAAAGAUGGAUUUACAUAUGUAUAUUAUGUGAACGGAGGUCAUGCACCAUGGGGCUUAUAUGACUAUGUGAAAUAUGUGGCCCAAGUGGCGUGGCGCGGAGGAGGACUUUACCCAUGGCUCUGGGGCAAAUUGCGAACUGCUCUCACCAUUGCUUGGCAUAGGAGGAAAAAACUAAAGGCAUCGAGUGAUAUUAAGUAUGCAGUAUAGUGCCAUGAUUUUACGCCAAGACAUUUGAAGUAAGGUGCCUGUGUGUUCACUUGAAAGAAGUAAUUUAUAAUUAACAUAGAAAUAACUAUCCUAGAAUAUUGUUAUAAAUGUUAAAUGCAUUAAUAUUAAUUAUUUUUAAAUAACACUGUGCUUGUGUAAUUAUAACGAUUUUUAUCACAUCAGCGGUGUUUACUAGAUUACUUAUUUUUUAACAUAAUGUUAAAAUCAAUGGAACUUUAAUGUAAAUGGGUCUUCAAAAUCAAUGAUAAAAUACUUUACACCAAUAUAUUAAGACGUUCUAAUAUACAAGUAGUAACUUUUGAAUGAUAUUUGAUCUUAUCAGUUACAUCAUUGUAUUCAGCUCAGAAUAUUUUAAAAGAUGCCGUGUGAACACCGCGCUCGUGCAAUUAGCCUACAUUCGACAUACGCUGGUGUGAAAAGAAUGUCAUUAUAUUUUAACUCAUUAGGAACCAAAGUAUAUUUUUGUUUUAGUGCUUUAAAGUAUUAAUUAUUAAAACUAUUGUUUUUAGUGUUAUGACAAUGGGUAUUAUUAUUUCUGGAAACUUUUUAUUAAUUUAAUUAAUAUUUCGUGUGAUACUUUACGUUUCAAAAUUUAAGAUUCCAAAUUUAUAUUUUAACUGUGUGGACUAUUUUUUGUAUUUAAUGUAUUUUUAUAUAACGUAUGAUAAAUAUACAAUAAUUUGCACUUUUACAUUGAUCGACGUUACGUGUUAAAUUUGUAUUCUUUUUGAUUUAAAAUUAUAAUUUACUCUGAAAAUAAAUAUCGUUGUUGACAA